AAAGAUAUGUUAUCACAUUACAUAUCACCAAAUCAAAGAGACUGGGAUCAAUGGUUACCAUAUGUUCUAAUGGCUUACAGAGGCAGUAUUCAUACAUCAACAGGAUUCAGCCCAUAUUUCCUACUACACGGAAGAGAGCAAGAACUGCCAAUAGACGAAUUUAUCCGACCCAAAAGGACUAAGUACGACAUAGGAGAUAACUACGUGUCAGAAUUAGAAGCCAGAUUAAAAGAUAUCUACCAAAAAGUACAAGUAAAUACAGAAAGAGCAAAAGAAAACAGAGUCCAAAGGUUUAACGAGAACACUCAAGAGCGAGAAUUUCAAGUGGGAGAUCUGACAUACUUACUAGACGUUAGCAGCAAGGUGGGCAUCUCAAAGAAGCUGAGAAACAGAUGGAUCGGACCAUACAAAAUUAUGGAAAGAAUCGGACCAGUCACCUAUAGAGUAUUACCGCCAAAUGGAAGAGCAUCACAAGUAGUACACAUUAAUAGACUAAAACGGUACUACGGGAAAGAAGAUGACGAACAAAAUGAGCACACGGAAGAGCCAGAACAAGAAACAAUAAUCGAAGAGACUGAAAACAAUCAGGAUGUAGAAAUUUCAAGGGCAGCCACAUUACCGACCUGGAUAGAAAGAAAACAGGAAGAUGAGGGACAAUCAACAAUAAGGAAAAGAAGGAAGAGCACACAAGUUGAUAGAGGCACCGUACUACAACCCCCACCAACAAUUAGACGAUCGACGAGAAUAAGAAACAGAAUCUACAGCACCCCAAACAAAAUAAAUCUAAACAGAAUAAAAAGAAAUAGAAAAAACAAAGAAAUGGAAAAACAAAAAGAAGAAAAAUUGGAAGAUUGUAUUCAAAUAGACACAGACACAGAAGACUUCGAGGAUUGCAGUACCCAAGAAUUCUCAGAUAUAGAAGAUUUCAAAGAUUGCGAAUAAAUUAAGACAUAACAAAACAGUUCAUUAGACAUAAAAACUUAAUAUAAAUAAACAAUACGACACUUACAUUGUAAUAGGAUACCAAAACAUUAGAAAUUAAAAUAUUAUUAAGACUGAGAAAAAGCGAGUAGCGGAAAUAUAAACAUUAAACAUUAGGUCAUAAUAUAAUAUUUCAAAACAACAAUGACAUUGAACUUAAAACUCAGAAAUUAUUUAUAAAUAGUACUUUAAUAUUUUAACAGAAAAGCAGCUCGAAUUUUCACAAUCUUACACCAGUAGCGUAGCAUAGGGUAUAUACGAGUUAGGACAAAUAGGAAUAUUUAUAAUAAGUUUGUAACAUAUAAAUAUAGGGAAUUUAAAACACUAGAGUUUAAAGAAAUUAUUAUUAUAUUGUUUAUAGGUAUUAUCAACAAAGAGGAUAAGAAGAAAAAAGAAUGGACCGAAAACGUCACACAGCCUUAGCUUUGGUCAUCAUCAGCAUCCUACCAAGUGUAAUGGCUAUCAUAGCCUACGAUUGUUCCGAAGAAGCAACCAAUAUUACGACAAUAUCACUGAAAGAUGUACAAAAAUGUCCCACACCAGAGUUAACCUACGAAAGCGAAGAUGUCACAGUCCAAGUUAUCCAGAGAAAUGAAUUCCAGCGACAACACAUUUGGACCUGCCUAGUAGAAGUCAACAGAAUAAUGUUCCACUGUGGUAUGUACAGUCACACUUCCAUUGUGGAAAAUGGAGUAUCCAAGUCAAUCCACAAGCUAGGAGCAGAGGAGUGCAGAUCCAUGCACAGAUACCAGUCUCUACAGAUCUUUCGACAAACCAUUGGCAACGUAGCAAUGAAUGGCACAACCACAGCAUCCAUCACGCUGCAAGGACAGUUAGACGACAAAGGAACAUGCCAAGGGGUAACUUACCAAGAAAAUGGACGACUAUGGACCGAUGUAGUAAUAGUAGCAGCAGUAUCAAUUAUGACCAGAGAUUAUGACACGUCAAUAAGCCUAGAUGAGAACGAGAUACACUUACAAGGAGGCGUAACAUGUCCAUACCUAAAAGGAUAUUGUUUCGACUCAACUUAUGGAGAAACAAUCUGGGAGCAAUUCAACCCCCCAUCGUGCGAAGACCACCUCAGUUCAUUAUAUCAAGGAAAAGGAGAAAAAAUAACUAAUAAGAUAACACAAGAAGAAAUAAUAGUAGUCGAAGAAAGUACCAAAUUAUUUGCAUUAGCACUACAGAAAAGAGCUACAUUAUGCGGCAUUGAAGUAUGGCAAACAGAGCACCCACGAAUAUUAGUCCACGUACAAGAAAAUUCCAAGAAAAUCAACACACCAAUGCUUUCACUUCCACAAAAUGUAGACUUGAUGAGCUAUAUAAACAGUAAAUUCUUAUAUAGUGAACAAGCCUACAAAAGACAAUUAGAUAAAUUGUACAUAGACACAGUACAUAGACGUUGCCAGACAAGGAGAGAAAUAUUGAAAAAUCGAUUACUAAUGGCGCCAAUAUUACCCAACGCCGUAAGCCAGCUAAUGCAGCAUGAGCCAGGAUAUAUAGGAAGAGUCCUUGGAGAAGUACUAUAUAUCAUGAAAUGCACACCGAAAAUAGUUAUGGUCAGACGAACAGAUAAGUGUUAUCACGAACUGCCAAUCACGAUGUCAAACCAGUCAAAGUUUAUGUCACCAUUAACCAGAGUAAUACAAGAUUACGGAGAAGAAAUUGACUGCAAUAACCUGAUACCACCUCUAUACUACGUAGAUGAUCAAUGGAUAGGCCUAAAUCCACAUCCAAGAGUUGUAUCACCACCAAAAGAACUAGAAGUAGAAAUGGAGCCAAAAAUACAGUUCGAACCCAUCCAGCCAAUAGGAGCAGAAGGUCUCUACACACAAAAAGAGAUCAUCGAUGCUCAAAGAACCCUCAAAUUCGGUACAGAGAGAAAGGCAGUAGAGAAUAUCCUCAUCAGACGAGCAGCAGGACUGGAAGCCAACAGCCAAGGAUACUCCGUAGCAAACAUUUUCAACACUAACGAGAUCCAACAGCUAGCAAAAUCAUCCAUGAAACAGUUAUGGGGAUGGUUUUCCGAAAUAGGAACAUUCAUGAGUGGACUUAUCGGAUUCUACGUAAUUUUCCGAAUGAUCCACUACGCUGGCAGCGUAAUACUCAACAGCAUGAGAAUCUACCAAACUCUCGGAUGCGGAGUACAACUAAUAGCCAGCAUAGGAACAGCAAUGACGUCAUGGGUACUACACAGGAACCAGUAUCGCCAAACAAAACACGAGGACGACGAUAAACAAACAAUGGAAAUGCAGAGCAUGGAGCAGGGACUCUCUCAGCAAAUGGAUCAAAAACAUUGGACAGAAUCAAGGGAACAAUUAAAAAGCAACAGGAAAAUGGAUAUGUAGGAAGGGCAGAUGAUGGCAGCCAACAAAGCAAAGGACGUGACGAGGAAGAAAGAAAAAGAAGCAAAUUAACCAUCGUAGGAUAAUUGAAUGUAAAAAUUUAUAUGCUUAAUUUUUAGGAAAAUAUUCAGAUUAGGGAGUUCGAAAAAGAAUUGAACAUGUAAGUUCAAUUUUUUUGUCGGAGAGGGGAGUAAUGUAAUAAUUUGGCAAUUAUUUUAAUUAAUCUAAAGAUUUUACAUAAAAAUCUCAUAUAAAUUUUCAAGUACAUUUGACCUUAGAAAUAGUAAACAGUUACUAUAAUAUCAAAGUAAAUUAAAUAUUUGAGUUGACCAAAAAUUUCAAAGAAAGCACGUCUCAAUCAAUAUAAAAAUGAUGUGGAAACGAGGGGAAAAGGACAGUUACUGAGUGGGCCGGACGUUACGCUGUCCGACUACCCAUCGACGCCGAUAAAUCGUAUAUCGGGAAUCAUAAAGUAAUUUUUUUAAAUUGUGAUUUAAUAAUAAAUAUCAGCCAAUCAAUUUAAACUUAGUGAAAUCGAAACUACGUUUCGAGCAAGGUAAGCCUUCCUCUUUCACUACAUUAAAAUUGUGACAGUUCUCUCUUUUUUUCAUUUUUGCCAAGUUAUUUUGUUACCUCUCAUCGUAGAUUUUAAUAGGAAGUGAUAUAGUUUAUUUUUUUGACUUUGGUAGCUACAAGAUCCAACGGGAUUUCUGACAUUUUUUUGCUAUCUAUCCUUACAUUAUUUAUCGGUAUUUUGUUAUCGACGACUGAUUUACCGAAUCAGGCAAGAACCUCAGGGUGGAUCUUGUACCUCCAAACAUAUUGUAUUACUUGAUCGUUUCUUUUGUCUAUGAUUAAAAUUUGUUACAUGUUUAAAUAUAUAUUGAGCUAAAUAUAUUAAGUUGUUAAACGUUCACCUGGUUUUAUCUUAUGUGUGUUAAGAGUUGUUGAGUUCUGCCCGAGUUCUAUAAAGAGGGACAACCCCUAGUUCAGAUAAGCUAUCUAACAAAGUCCAGAGUUGGAUAACUGAAUAAUUAUUUAGAUGUUCUUUUUUUAUUCUUUAACCAAAAUAUAGUCGAUUUAAUCAGGUCUACCUUCCCCUUUUGUCAAAAGACACUCCGGGCACUUUUGCGAAGCCCCGGCGAACCUACUCCCGAGUAAGGACUAUAGGUGCCUAUUGUCAGUUUGCCAAACCAUUUCCUUAAUCCGCUCGUUCUAUUCAUCACGGGGGAAAAUUCUUUUAUUUUAAAUCUAUUAUUUUAUUUUUUCUUUUUUUCUUUUUUUUUGUCACGGUGAGAGUGAAUAAGCUCUAAGGACCUUAUCCCCUGACUGUGGCUGGUGACAGGCUGCCUUUACACUUACAGUGUACACCCCCCGUUGAUGACUAGAGUCCUUUUGGCCACUACAUUAUCAUUUAGUGACAACAGUUACACCCUAAGUGACGGUGGUUGUUACAUUUGGUGACAGCGGUGGGAAGAAGAAGAAGUCAACACCGUACUACCUUUGCCAGAGUCACCCUCAGCACCGUUCCAGGACUAUCACGAAGUCCAAAUCGUGAUAGUUAUCAAAAUCCAGGACCAUACCAAGGGACCCCAGAGUUCCACGAUUUCACGAUCAACAGCAUAGAAUGGGCCUACUUCCAGAACUCCAGAAUCCAAGGCUACAAAGAGACUGUUCCAUCCAAAUCCAGAAACAAGGGCCAACCAGUACCACCAAGCUCUCAGAGGGCAUGAGUUAUACCGCCAAGGGAGCUUGACAUGAUGUCGGGUCCAUUUUGAGUCUGUAGGAGCCAAAUCCACAGCAGGAAGAAAAUGGAGUCAAAUGCGGAAAAAAGGGACCAAAUAAUUCAUAUGGAAUGGACUAAGGUUCAAUGAAAGAGGCCAUUCCCAGUAAUGAGUCAAUAGGGACCACCAGUAGCAGCCGUGUACAGCAGCCAUGUACACUACCAGUCUCAGAGUAACAAAAGAGAGAAGCAGUCCCGAGCAAAUAGUCAACCAGAGAGUCCAAAGCCAAAGUCUAUUGAAAAAUUGAUAGACUACCGUAGCAGAAAGAACCCGUAACCUCAGCCAAAAGGGUUACCAGGUUUAGCAGCCCAAGGACCAAACCAGAUCGGGAAGGGACCAUUCCAGGAAGGUCAAGGAUCAGGGGAUGAUGAGAGGUGACAGCCAGAGAGUAAAGGGUAGUUACGGCCAGCCAAUUAAGAAGACCAAAGAAGAUACAACUUGUGCAGUGAAGCAAGCGUGAG
Molecule: messenger RNA, 5571 nt
Organism: Psylliodes chrysocephalus
Lineage: Eukaryota; Metazoa; Arthropoda; Insecta; Coleoptera; Chrysomelidae
Source: the annotation of a GenBank genome assembly